Messenger RNA from Xenia sp. Carnegie-2017, 2514 nucleotides. Its product is annotated as kelch-like protein 20. NCBI's taxonomy places the organism in Eukaryota, Metazoa, Cnidaria, Anthozoa, Malacalcyonacea, Xeniidae. The transcript has 3 exons. Bases 67 to 1845 code for a protein of 592 amino acids. The record is from RefSeq and is a predicted model, not a curated record. Gene Ontology annotation, molecular function: protein binding.
UUUUGUGUUGUCAUUGACAGUCUAUGAACGUUUUUUCCCAUUUUUAUCUCGUGAUUAUCGACUUCAAUGGAUGGUUACGUUAGCGAUGGUCCUGUAUCAUUAGCAAUUGGAGUCAAUAAAAGAAAUAAUUCUAAUAGACCAAUUCUUCAUCAUAUUUCUGACCGUCAUCCGAAACACGUUUUAGAAGCUCUAGAUGGACUUCGACAAAAUAAAGAGCUUUGUGACGUUGUGUUGAAAGUUGGUUCUCGUGUUUUAUAUGCUCAUAGAGUAAUUUUAGCUUCUUGCAGUCCAUAUUUUAAAGCAAUGUUCACCGGAAAAUUGGUAGAAAGCCGACAAGUAGAGAUACCAAUAAGAGACAUCGAUGAAAAUGCAAUGGAAUUGUUGGUAAACUUUGCGUACACAGGUUCAAUUUCCGUCAAAGAAUCAAAUGUACAAACUCUUCUACCAGUAGCGUGUUUACUUCAGCUUACUGAAAUACAGGAGAUUUGUUGUGAAUUUUUAAAAAAGCAACUAGAUCCCAGCAAUUGUUUAGGUAUCAGAGCUUUUGCCGAUACCCAUUCCUGUAGAGAACUUUUAUGUUUUGCCGACACUUUUACGCAGCACAACUUUCAAGAAGUUGCAGAAAGUGAGGAAUUUCUAUUGCUGCCAUAUGGUCAGCUACUUGAUAUUCUUUCAAGCGACGAACUUAAUGUCUCAUCUGAAGAGCUUGUUUUCAAAGCAGUUAUAGCAUGGGUUAAGCAUAAUGUAUCAGAACGUCGACAUCAUUUGUCUUCAGUCCUUCAACAUGUUCGACUUCCACUGCUUGGACCAAAGUUCUUGGUAGGAGUUGUAAGUACAGACAUGUUGAUCAAGAGUGAUGAAGCAUGUAGAGAUCUCGUAGAUGAAGCUAAAAAUUAUCUCCUUCUACCUGAACAAAGACUGCUAAUGCAAGGCCCACGAACCCGACCAAGAAGGCCAACAAAAUGCACCGAGGUUCUAUUUGCUGUAGGUGGAUGGUGCAGUGGUGAUGCAAUCAACAGUGUUGAACGAUAUGACCCUCAAAAUGGGGAAUGGCGUCUUGUUUCACCAAUGACUAAACGACGUUGUGGUGUUGGAGUUGCUGUAUUGGAUAACUUAUUAUAUGCUGUUGGUGGUCAUGACGGUAGUAGUUAUCUAAAUAGUGUUGAACGUUAUGAUCCAAAAACUAACCAAUGGAGUUCAGAGGUUGCUCCCACAAGCACAUGUCGGACUAGUGUCGGUGUUGCUGUCCUAAAUGGGCACAUGUUUGCAGUUGGUGGUCAAGAUGGAGUAUCAUGCCUUAAUAUUGUUGAGAGGUAUGAUCCUAAGGACAAUCGUUGGUCAAAAGUUGCUCCAAUGAGUACAAGACGUCUUGGGGUAGCUGUUGCUGUCCUAAAUGGUUAUCUUUAUGCAGUAGGUGGCUCAGAUGGUACAUCUCCAUUAAAUACUGUUGAGCGAUAUGACCCUAUUGCAAACCAAUGGAAAGCAAUGCCAAGCAUGAGCACGCGUAGAAAACAUCUUGGUGUGUCUGCAUUUCAAAAUAAAUUAUUUGCGGUUGGUGGUCGUGAUGAUUCAACAGAGCUCAGCAGUGCGGAAUGUUUUGAUCCUGAUAUAGGUCAUUGGUGCCCUGUUGUUGCCAUGAAUUCAAGAAGAAGUGGUGUUGGUUUGGCUGUAGUAAAUGGGCAAUUGUUAGCUGUUGGAGGUUUUGAUGGUACUACAUAUCUUAAGACUAUUGAAGUAUUAGACUGUAAUAGUCAAUGGAAAAUGUAUGGUGGUAUGAACUACAGACGACUUGGUGGAGGUGUAGGAGUUGUCAAGGUACCACUGUGUGAUACUAUCGGUUUUUGAUUCACGCUUGGUUAAAAUUCUAAAGCUAUGCUUUGGAGUUGAAGUUCUUUUUCAGGAACAUACUUAGCAUGUGCUUUAAAGUUUGUUCUAUAUUGGUGAUGAGAGGUGUAUGUUGCCUGAGAACAUAGGUCUAGUUAUGGUCCGUGUGUAUUAUGUGUAUGGAAGAACAAAUUCUUGGGGGUUCACUUACUGAGUAAUCAAUAGUGUGUUUUCUACCUUUGCUAAAUUUUCUCCUUGAACUACAAGUCUUUUUUUAAUAUCUUGCAAUCCUUAACACUUUUUUCUUGCCAUUCCAAUAUAACUCUCAAUCUCAUCAGUUUCCUUUGGACAAAGCGAUGUUAACACUUCAGGUCCUUCUUUUGUGAUUAAAAUAUCAUCUUCAAUUCGAAUUCCAAUUCCUUUGUACCUUAAAUAAUUCAAAUCAUCAUAGCACAAGCAAGUAUUUAUGUACUACCUAGGUAAACAAUACCUUACCUUGUUGGUACAUCCAUGUCAUUUCUUACGUACACUCCAGGUUCAAUUGUUAUCACCAUACCUUCAUCAAGUGGGAGGUUUUUACUCAUUGAACAUACAUCAUGAACAUCCAUUCCAAGAUAAUGUCCAAUAUUAUGUGGACACAGUUGUCGAACUAGCUAUAAAUAAAAUCAACAUGAGAAAGUGACAAAAAAA